Molecule: messenger RNA, 525 nt
Organism: Ustilaginoidea virens
Lineage: Eukaryota; Fungi; Ascomycota; Sordariomycetes; Hypocreales; Clavicipitaceae
Exons: 3
Coding region: 1-525 (174 amino acids)
Biological process (GO): tetrahydrobiopterin biosynthetic process
Molecular function (GO): 4-alpha-hydroxytetrahydrobiopterin dehydratase activity
Source: RefSeq, a predicted model, not a curated record
AUGCCACCCCCUCCCUCCGCGCUGUCCAUCCUCCGCCGCCGCCGCCGCCCUCGCCCUGCUCUCCCAUCAUCACCCAGCGCCUCUCCACCGCGCCGGUUCUCGACAAACAUGCAAGCCAGGUACUCACCGGGCACGGACGAACCCGCCGCCGCCUCUGCUCUCGCGCCGCUGCUCGCCCCAUCCGGAGGCAGGUGGACGCUUUCCUCGCAAGGACAGGCUCUCGAGCGCAGCUUCAAGUUCAAAUCCUUUGCCAAAGCAUGGGACUUCAUGACGGCUGUGUCGCUACAGUCCAAGGUCAAGAACCAUCAUCCCGAAUGGGCAAACGUGUACAAUACCGCGUUCGUUCGAUGGACGACGCAUAAUCCCAGGGGCCUGUCCCGGGAUGACAUCGCCAUGGCGUCGAUUUGCGACUCCAUUGCCAGAGACUUUGGGGAACUGGAUCCCGGGCCGGCAAGUUGUGACAUCAAGACAUUGGCUGAUCAGGUCACUGUGUCUGCUGGGGAUUGCUGUACGCCCAAGAAAUGA